Desarmillaria tabescens is the source of this 1209-nucleotide messenger RNA. RefSeq lists its product as uncharacterized. The coding region runs from base 117 to 770 and encodes 217 amino acids. The record is from RefSeq and is a predicted model, not a curated record. The transcript has 4 exons. Lineage: Eukaryota; Fungi; Basidiomycota; Agaricomycetes; Agaricales; Physalacriaceae.
CACGCGGGUCACCUCGCUACCACCACAACGGUCAAUUCAUAUAACGCAUCCAGGGUGCUGAUAUCAUCGCCAUGCUCCUUGGCGAGGACGCUCUCAUCUACCACUAGCACGACGAGAUGUUGUUCGACAAAUUAUGGUCGCGUUCCCAUCAUCGUUCCGAGGUGCCAGCAACGACCACUCUAUUCAAACGACUACGGCCACCUAGGGCGCGAUGCAUGAAGAAGGGAAUCCUUGCUAUCGGAUUGUCCAGCCUCAUCUACAGCAGCGGCUGUCCUACCUCCAUCGAGUACUACCGGGGGGUCUGCAUUAUCCUGUGUCUCUUCCAUGCCCACCAAUCGAUUUUCGCCGACUUCCGCACCACGGUGGCGUACUUCAUCAAGCUGACCGGAGCCAUAUACCUGAGGAUGCGAGUGUGGUUCCCCAUAGCAGGUAUGGAGACUCCGGGCCAAGUGCAUAAGCAUCUAGGCGUGCUAUUUGGGCUGCAAGGGGAGGCAAGGACGACAGCCCACCAUGUCGUGCACCAAGCAUGUGUCGAAGUUCAUCAUCUCGUCCGAGGCUUCGACCCGGACGUCGGGGUCGCGGAAGAUCCACUGAGGUGGGGUGAGGCAGCGGCAAAGGUGGUGAUACUGCUGGUUGAUCUGAUGGGUGAGACGGCUCUUACAGUGGUCCCGCCGACCCAGACACAGACGAUGCUAAAAUCAGAUGGCGUAUCGGAUGACUAUGCCUCAACGGAGCACUAUGAGUUUGCUCUCUCGGACGAAAGCUUCUAGGUCGUUCUUCGACCUGGAUCGAAAUGAUAUGGGUCCGCCAAGGCCGAGUUAGGCCUUUUCUCUUUUUAUCCUGACGCUUGACCGUACUUUGUGUAACGAUUAUGGGUAAUAUCGAUGUCUAUACCUUGUAGCACUAUUACUUCCAUUCUUACAAUGAUUCUCUUGUUCGAAGGCCCGAGGCCUCAGAAUUCACGAGCUUCGCUCUGAUGGCCGAACAGCAAAGGUUUAUCGAGGUGCUGGGCUUCUUUCAUUUCAGUGUUCUAACGAUGAGUAAGAUACGUAAAGCAGCCAUAUUAGUGGUAUCCACUCUGACGCUGCACAAGCAACUUGGACUCUCCAUCUCCUUCCGAGAGUACCCUAUCGAGUACCCUUUACCGAAGGGAUAAACAGCGUAUUCAAUCAUACACUGAAGUCAUCAAACAGCACCGACUAAUGCGCC